AUGACCACUCCAACAUCUUCAGCAACAGAGAGCGCCCCGACCAGACUCGGUGAAAAAGUCCCAGUUGUUCAGUCUACAGUAGGCGAUGGAGCACUGCAGCUGCUGGCUGAAGCCGGCUCUGUCGGAGUUGUUGAUCCCGAGACAUCUAGAAGACUCUUGCGCAAAAUCGACUUGUAUGUCAUGCCACUGAUCUGCAUCGUUUACUUCCUGCAGUAUCUGGACAAGAUCGCCAUCAGCUAUGCCAGCGUCACCGGAAUGCGCGAGUCAGCGAAGCUCUACGGCAACCAAUUUAACUGGGUGUCCAGUGUGUUCUUUUUCGGCCAGCUCGCCUUCUCCUUCCCCACAAUGCGCCUGGUGCAAGCAUUUCCCCUAGCAAGAUAUGUGGCUGUCAACGUUACAGUCUGGGGCACCAUCCUGGCCUGUAUGUCCGCUUGUCAUUCAUUUGCCGCCCUGAUGGUCUGCCGCACGCUUCUGGGUGCCGCGGAAGCCGCAGUCGUGCCUGCCUGGGUGGUCUUCACCUCGCAGUGGUACCGGAAGGAGGAACAGGCUUUCCGUGUCGGUUUGUGGUUCUCCAUGUGUGGAUGGGCGCAGAUGUUCGGCGGCUACGUCGCAUAUGGUGUAGCAAUUCACAUUGGUGGGGAUCCUAGCGCUGAUCGGCAUUCUCUUUUUUUCAUCCUGCCUGAUUCCCCUGUUACUGCGGGAUUUCUAUCCCCAGAAGAAAAGGCGAUGCACGCGGAGCGUCUUCGAGGCAACGGGCAGGGCAUUGGAAGUAAUGUUUUCAAAAAAGCUCAGUUUUACGAAGCUCUUACCGACCCGCACACUUGGCUCUACGCUUUCUGGGUCCUGGCGGCAAAUGUUCCAAACUCUAUUGCUACGAGUUUUGGAAAUACCCUGGUAACGGGGAUGGGCUACUCAGCAACACAAAGUCUCUUGCUUGUUACCCCGCUGGGAGCUUACGAGGUGGUGGUGUUAGUUGGGUUGACCUAUAUGGCAAUGAAAACACAGCAGCGACUAUUCUGGUGCAUCAUGGGCCAUAUCCCGGCAAUCGUGGGGGCGAUUCUUAUGGCGACAACUGGCAAGGUGCCGGCCCUUGUGGGAUACUACCUCUCGGGAGGCAUUCCGAUCGGGUGGACGACAAUCCUUGGGCUCACCAGUACCAAUGUAGCUGGCUCAACCAAGAAGAUCACCGUGUCCUGCAUCCAGACGAUCGCCUACACUGUCGGCAACAUCAUCUCGCCCCAAACAUUCCAAGCCAAAGACGCCCCAAAAUAUUUGCCGGCCAAAAUCUCUAUCGUUAUUCUGUACUUCCUCAUCACAAUAGACCUCUGCCUUAUCUGGUGGCUAUCAAUCCGAGAGAAUCGCCGGCGCGAUCAGGAGAAGGAAGAAUUAGGUGGCGCGAGCGUCCUUCCAGAGAACUACGAGUUUCUAGACUUAACGGACAGGGAGAACCGGGACUUUCGUUAUGCUAUAUGA
Penicillium canescens is the source of this 1473-nucleotide messenger RNA. RefSeq lists its product as uncharacterized. Gene Ontology annotation, cellular component: plasma membrane. The record is from RefSeq and is a predicted model, not a curated record. Bases 1 to 1473 code for a protein of 490 amino acids. Lineage: Eukaryota; Fungi; Ascomycota; Eurotiomycetes; Eurotiales; Aspergillaceae. Gene Ontology annotation, biological process: allantoate transport; dipeptide transport; tripeptide transport. Gene Ontology annotation, molecular function: allantoate transmembrane transporter activity; dipeptide transmembrane transporter activity. The transcript has 2 exons.